This is a messenger RNA of Microcebus murinus (gray mouse lemur), 3311 nucleotides long. It is a transcript of the gene SOX30, whose product is annotated as SRY-box transcription factor 30. Gene Ontology annotation, biological process: regulation of transcription by RNA polymerase II. Gene Ontology annotation, cellular component: nucleus. Gene Ontology annotation, molecular function: sequence-specific double-stranded DNA binding; DNA-binding transcription factor activity, RNA polymerase II-specific. The record is from RefSeq and is a predicted model, not a curated record. NCBI's taxonomy places the organism in Eukaryota, Metazoa, Chordata, Mammalia, Primates, Cheirogaleidae.
ACGGCCGGAAGAGAACUCCGGAAGAGAGGGAGAGUCAGAGGGGAAAAAUGGCCAACACGCGCCGCAGGCCCUACCUCCGCGGGUGGUUCGAAGGCUCCGCACGAGGCGAGAGCGGAGGUGGGGAGGGGCCAGAGAACGCGCUUGUGAUUGGCAGGCAGGGCCAGGAACGCUUGUGAUUGGGCGAGGCCGAGGCGGAGGGCUGCGUUUUGAACCGCGUAGGGUUCUGGGUAGCAAAGGCCUUAGAAGGGUCUUAACCGAAAGGGGGAGGGGGAAGGCCGCCAACAAACGGCUGAGCUCACAAUCCCGGCUGGGACACAGGCCGGGGCGUCCCCCUCCCCCCAUGGAGAGAGCCAGGCCAGAGCCGCGACCUCAGCCGCGCCAACUGCCACGGGUGACCCCGCCGCGUCCGCUCCGUCCCGCUCCGCCCCCGCUGCCGGUCGAAGGCACCUCCUUUCGGGCAGCGACCGUCGAGCCACCUCCGUCGCCGCCCGCUCCGUGCGCGGCCGCCAUUGCGACCGUGGCCUCGUCGUGCGGCGACGCCCCGGCGUCGGGCGUACAGCCCGUGGCGCGGCGGCUGCUGCAGGUGAAGCCGGAGCAGGUGUUGCUGCUGCCUCCAGGGCCACCACUGCCUCAGGCCCGGGACGACAGCGCUGCUUCCUCGCCCGCGCAGGCGCGGCUAGUGUCGCUGAGGCCCGAGCUGCUGCUGCUGCCGCCGCCGCCGCCCGCGUCCGAGGGCGCCUCCUGCAGGCCCGAGUUGUACACGGUGCAGCCCCGGGAGCUGCACGUUAAGGUCGAGAAGCAGGAGCCAGGUCCCGGCUCCGACCCGGCGGGAGUGGGGCCCCGGAGGGCCGUCGAGGCGGGCUCCAGAGCCUCCAGGGCGGCCAAGGUGGAAGGCCCAGGGCCGGCCCUCGACAGCCGCCGCGGGGACGCGAAGAAGGGCAAGCUGGAGGCAGAGGAGGCCAUGAGGGACGCGGGGAAAGGCAGCGAAGGCAAAAGCCUGGCGGCUGUCCGCGAAGAAAUCAUCAAAACGGAGGAGCCCGAGAGGCUCCGCGAGGACUGCAGGCUAGGCACGGAGCUCGCGUCCAAUGGCCUGAUUCAUGGCAGCAAGGAGGUCAUCUUGGCCCAGCCGUCCAGCGCCUUUGGGCCACACCAGCAAGACCUCAGGAUCCCUUUGACUCUCCACACCGUUCCCCCGGGGGCCCGGAUCCAAUUUCAGGGACCUCCACCUUCAGAGCUGAUAAGAUUGACCAAGGUCCCCCUGACACCAGUGCCUAUUAAAAUGCAAUCCUUACUGGAGCCUUCUGUAAAAAUUGAAACCAAAGAUGUCCCACUGACCGUGCUUCCCUCAGACGCAGGAAUACCAGAUACUCCCUUCAGUAAGGACAGAAAUGGUCAUGUGAAGCGACCCAUGAAUGCAUUUAUGGUUUGGGCAAGGAUCCACCGGCCAGCACUAGCCAAAGCUAACCCAGCAGCCAACAAUGCAGAAAUCAGUGUCCAGCUCGGGUUAGAGUGGAACAAACUUAGUGAAGAACAAAAGAAACCCUAUUAUGAUGAAGCACAAAAGAUUAAAGAAAAGCACAGAGAGGAAUUUCCUGGUUGGGUUUAUCAGCCUCGUCCAGGGAAGCGAAAACGCUUUCCUCUAAGUGUUUCCAAUGUAUUUUCUGGUACCACACAGAAUAUCAUCUCUACAAAUCCUACAACAAUUUAUCCUUAUCGCUCACCUACCUACUCUGUGGUAAUUCCCAGCCUACAGAACACCAUCACUCAUCCAGUUGGUGACGCCCCACCUGCCAUCCAGCUGCCCACACCUGCAGUCCAGCGCCCAAGCCCCAUCACACUUUUCCAGCCCAGCGUCUCCAGUAGUGGCCAGGUGGCUGUCCAGGCUCCUAGUCUGCCCCUCCGCCCAGCACUCCCCCCCCAGCAUUUUGCUGGGCCUUCCCAAACGGACACUCAUCGGCUGCAUUCUGGAGCCAGUCACUCUGUGAAGAGACCGACCCCUGUCUCUCUGGAGAGCACCAACAGGAUUCCAACUAGUGCAAGUACUGCCCAUGCCAGAUUUGCAACCUCGACCAUCCAGCCUCCCAAGGAGUAUUCCAGCGUUUCCACUUGUCCCAGAAGUGCUCCAAUCCCCCAGGCUCCUCCCAUUCCACACUCGCAUGUCUACCAGCCUCCUCCCCUUGGCCAUCCGGCUACUCUGUUUGGGACACCACCGAGAUUCUCUUUUCAUCACCCUUACUUCCUACCCGGACCUCACUACUUCCCAUCAAGCACAUGCCCUUAUAGUCGGCCUCCCUUCGGCUAUGGAAAUUUUCCAAGUUCAAUGCCAGAAUGCCUUGGUUAUUAUGAAGACAGGUACCAAAAACACGAAGCUAUGUUUUCAGCUUUAAAUAGAGACUAUCCUUUUAGAGAUUACCCAGAUGAACGCACACACAGCGAAGAUUCUCGGAGUUGUGAGAGCAUGGAUGGGACCUCUUACUAUAACAGUCACGGCCACAGUGGGGAAGAGUACUUAAACCCCAUGCCACAGCUGGACAUCGGAGCCUUGGAGAACGUCUUCACAGCCCCCACGUCAACCCCCUCUAGCAUCCAGCAAGUCAAUGUCACUGACAGUGAUGAGGAGGAAGAAGAAAAAGUGCUCAGGAAUUUAUAAUUUUAAAACAAAUAUGCACAGAAAAUAAACAUUUCUUAAAAUAUAUUCUGGGUCGGUUGGUGUGAGAAAAAAAGCCUAGUAUGCUUUGCUGAGAGUUUUCAGCCAUGAUUUGAAGAGUCAACACCAAAAGCAAUUUGUCUUCAUACAGUUUUGAUCAGAGUCCUGAUGUGUUAUCGCAGGAAUAUUUAAGAUAUGAAAUAGUUUAUUUGAAUGGCUGAGAUUUGCAUCAACGUGUAUUAUCAUUACUUUAUCUUGGAACGUGCAAAAUACUGAAGGAUCACAAUUGUUUGUGAGGGGAAAGGGAAUAUAUAUCUGGCACAAGUGUGAUUUGUAUUUUAUCUCAGGAUAUGUUUAUUUGUUUUCCUUAAAUGAUUCUUUGGUGUUUAUGAAAUACUUACGAAUGUUGUCAGUUUUUAUGUAACAUUUUGAAAAUAUUUUGAUAACAUUUAGCAGUACUGGGACUUGGUUACUAAAUUUAAUUUACACUAACAACCAAUUAUAAGUUGCAAAUGUGUUUUAAUGGCACCUGGGUAAUUCCUUCAGCUAAAUUUAGUCAUUUCUGUUCCUAAACAUUUUUAUCAUCAUUUUAGAAUAUUUUUUUCCAUUUGGUAUGCAUUUGUUCUAUUUUUGUUAUAAUUAAAUAAACAUAGAUAAAAUUGUU